This is a messenger RNA of Colias croceus (clouded yellow), 1210 nucleotides long. RefSeq lists its product as uncharacterized. Bases 54 to 923 code for a protein of 289 amino acids. The transcript is spliced from 3 exons. The record is from RefSeq and is a predicted model, not a curated record. Lineage: Eukaryota; Metazoa; Arthropoda; Insecta; Lepidoptera; Pieridae.
GAUAAUAAAAAGCCACUUCUAGCGUUUCAUAUAUAUGUUGUUUUUAUCUUAAUAUGGAACUUAGAAAUGUGAAUUUUACGUUAUUUUUAAUUAUAACUCAGUGUUUCGUAUGUAGGAUCUUUGCGAGCUAUAAUAAAGAUGUAGUUUGCAUUGUAGAAAAGGGAGACACAAUAUGCAAAGCAGCAGGAACUCGAAAAACAGCUGACGUUAACCUUCCCUCACACGAACCUUAUAUACCAACAAAAGAACCAGCAAUAUUUUAUGAUUGUUCAUCCCUGCAUUGUGAUUCUAUAAAACUUUACUCGUUAACACAAUUAUCAACCUUGGCCCAAAAUCUAAGGUUUUGUUAUCUGGAAGGGAAAAACUACAAUUGUCAAAAAUUAAAAUAUCGUAGCUACAAAGAUAUAGAUAAGUUACUAUUUUUAUCAAAUAAUAUACCAAAUAAGGUAUUCUAUUUCGUCGACUGCUUGAUGUACUCGGACGGGGCGCGUGUGUGCCAUAGAAAGGAGGAGAUUGAUUCUCACGCCAAAUUAGUCGAUACUGGGAACAUUGUGCGACCGAACGAAGCCAACAUUCUUUCGCAGGAUGAAUUUAUAUGCGAACAGAGUGAAGACAAAAGAAUUAUAUGUGAUUUCAAUCAAUUUGUACCGUAUAAUGAUGAACUUAAAUUAAAGGAUUCUUUAAAAACUAAAACCAAUAUACUCUUAAAAACAGGUACAUCUCUAGUGAAUCUAGACUAUAGUUGUCUGAAUUCUUGGUGUGGGUAUUCUGGGCAAAUGUCUCCUACUCGUAGAAUAGAGCAUUACGAGCCACCAGGAGGAAAAGUGUACCGCUGUUAUUACGCAAAAGGGCAGCAGGCUUGCAAGGAAUUAUACGGUAGAAUGAGGUCAGUUUACAACGACCGAGAUUGGUUAAGUUCUUGAGACAUGAUACGAGAGACAAUUUAUAUAAUACACUUUACAAAUACCAUUGGUAAUAGUUGCUAGAAUUUUGAAGGUAUGUAAUCUCUAGCUAGUUACAAGAAAUUGGUAAUUAUAAGAUGUACUUAUCAAAAAUUAUUGCGAAAAGGCUGUUCAGCAAAAAGACAAAUUACCUAUUAAAUUAAAUAUUUAUCUUAAUAAAAAUAUAAAUAAACCUUUAGAACGUAUUAAAAUUUAACUCAAUUCUUCAUUGUUUCUUUUUAAUGGACCGUAAAAUUGAGUCACAGAAC